AUGUACUACCAUGAACCGCGACUACACCUUGUACACGUGCUAAUCAAAGUCCGCGGCGCCGUGCCGCUCCUCCAACACAAGGUUACAGUAUGCUGGUAUCGACCAGAUCGUGUGUCAUCCUCGCGUGAACGUUCGCCGCGUUCAUCCGUUGAGGAAACGCGGAAAGCGCACAGAUCGCGGCACGUCCGCGGCGCGAUGAGCGCGGCGACGCGCGCGGCGGCAUCGCCCGCGCGGGCGUUGAGAUCAGAGAGGAUCGCUCGGAGCCGCCGCCGGACGACGACGCGACGCGCGCGCGCGGUCGCGCACCCCGGCGCGCCGAGCGACGCGGACCCGUCCUCGUCAUCGUCCGCCUCCGCCUCCGCGCCGUCGUCGUCGUCGCCGUCGCUGGACGCGAUCUUAUCGAACGUCCGCCGCGCGAUGGGCGUCUCCCCGACGCGUCGUCGCGCGGGCAUGGUCUGGGGCGAGGGCGUCAACCUCGGGAUGCCGGUGCGAUGGUGCAUGCGACACGACGGCGCGUCGUUCGCGGAAGAGGCGGUGGGCCCGCAGCUGUCCUACGCGUCCGGACACGCGGAGGGCGAGCGCGAGGUGUGGGAGACGGACUUCUCGGGGUACACGCAGACGCUGCAGCUGGACGAUCACGAGGCGGCGCUUCUCGCGGGGUGGACGCGCACGGGGUGGUGGGUCACCGCGGACGCGUCGAGAGCGCUCGAGCUCGAGCUCGUCGAGGAGGAGGAGGAGGAGGAGGAGGAGGAGGAGGACGUCUCCGACGAAGAUUCCGCCGCUGGCGUCGUCACGGUGUCGCUGAGACUGCGCGACGGCGGCGUCAUCGCCGCGCGCGUCGCGAUCGACACGACGACGUGGCUCCCUGUGGGGAUGAAGCUCAACGUGUGCGGCGACGAGGAGGCGUGGACGUUUGAGGGGUGGCACGACGCGCUCGACGGUCCGAGUUCGAGUUCGAGCGGUUCUUCGGAGCGGCGAGGCGGGAUGUUGUACCCGAGGACGACGACGCUGCGAGGCGCCGCGGGGGGCACGCAGACGUUCACGCAGACGGGCGCGCGCGCGAACGCGGGGGUGAAGCCGAGCUGGUUCCAGAAACCGAUCGGCGAGAACCGCGGCUCGGUCCGGUUCAACGCGAACUUACCCCCCGCCGUGCCGAUCGAGUCCGCGCGAUCGUCGCACGUACUCGUGCGCCCGACGAUCGACGGCCUCGACGUCGGCCCGUUCAUCUUGGACACGGGCGCCAGCGGCCUCGUGAUCUCAGCCGCGUCGCGUUUAAAACUCCUCGCGUUCGGCGAGGUCUUCGUCAGCGGCGUCGCCGGGAAGGUGCCUUGCCGCUUCCGCAGGGCGAAGAAGCUGCGGUUGGGUCCGAUCACGGUCGACCGUCCGGUGUUCAUGGAGAUGGACGUCGGCGGGAUCGUGUCCGGGAGCGCGGAGACCGUCGCCGGCAUCGUCGGCUUCGACGUCUUCAAGAGCGCGGUGUUGGAGGUGUCGCCGCGCGGCGAGGAGGUGUAUCUCCACGACCCGUCGACGUUCGUCGCGCCCGCGGCGUGGCGUUGGAAUCCGCUGCUCAUGGUCUCGAACGUCCCGCACGUCGCGGCGACCUUUUCCGGCGCGCCCGGCGGGGCGCCGCAGAUUUUCAUGAUCGACAGCGGCGCGGGCGGCGCCGACGUCAUCUUCCACGCGCGCGCCGUGAAACGGUUGCGUCUCGACCGUUUACUUCCGCCGCCCGGGCAGGAGAGACGCGGGACGUCGGUGCGAGGCGUCGGCGGGAGCGACGGCGAGAGCUCCGGGAGCACGCGCGCGUGGCGCGCGAAGCUGCCGUGGUUGACGCUCUGUCGCGAGCUUCCGGGCGGCGGAGGAGAGGGCGACGACGACGACGGCGACGACGACGACGGCUCCGCGUCGGCGCUGCGAAGAAACGGCCUCGGCGUCUCCGCCGCCGCCGCCGCCGCGGUCGCCGCGUUCGAACACGGGGAGGAAGACGGAACGUCAACCGACGCGUUCCAGGAGACGCGUGGCGACGACGACGACGACGCGCCCCCGCGCGUCCUCCCCGGGGACGGCGGCGCGUUCGCCAACCUCGACGUCUUGCUCGCCUCCGACGCCGGCUUUGAUUUGUCCGAACACUCCUGCGGGCUCCUCUGCGCCAACGCGCUGAACGCUCGACGGGUCGUGUACGACCUCCCGAACCGCCGGUUCGCGCUGCUUCACGACGGCGUGGACGAGACGCGGGGCCUGGAUGCUCCCGGGAUGCGUGGGUUAUCCACCGGGGUGAUCGCGCUCAUGGGGGGCAUCCUAGGCGGCGACGGCGGGUUCGACGUGUUUUGA
This is a messenger RNA of Micromonas pusilla CCMP1545, 2328 nucleotides long. RefSeq lists its product as uncharacterized. The transcript has 3 exons. The coding region runs from base 1 to 2328 and encodes 775 amino acids. NCBI's taxonomy places the organism in Eukaryota, Viridiplantae, Chlorophyta, Mamiellophyceae, Mamiellales, Mamiellaceae. The record is from RefSeq and is a predicted model, not a curated record.